Messenger RNA from Babjeviella inositovora NRRL Y-12698, 1118 nucleotides. Its product is annotated as cardiolipin synthase. Gene Ontology annotation, cellular component: mitochondrion; membrane. Gene Ontology annotation, molecular function: cardiolipin synthase activity. The record is from RefSeq and is a predicted model, not a curated record. Gene Ontology annotation, biological process: cardiolipin biosynthetic process. Lineage: Eukaryota; Fungi; Ascomycota; Pichiomycetes; Serinales. The transcript has 2 exons. Bases 12 to 896 code for a protein of 294 amino acids.
CACAUAUCAGGAUGUUUCUUUCAGCAGCCUUUUCCCGCUCUGCAGGUUUUAAACUAUCUUCCCUCACGGUUUUUGCCAAGGUGCUGCCCAGUGCUGUCGCCAUUGGUUGUCGAGGCAGUUUUGCCCGACCGGCGCUUUUGCGUGUCUUGAAUGAACUGCUCGGCAAAAAAACUCUUGGUGAAUCUCUGCCAUCAAGGUCUGAGGCUGUCCACAAGUCGCCGUCCCAGCCGGAGAUUUUUGCGGAGUUGUCAAAACCAAACCCAGACAUUAAAAGAGCAAUCUCGGAAAACAUUUAUACGAUUCCCAACAUGUUGACCUUCACACGACUCAUCUCCGCCCCCGCGGUAGGCUAUCUCAUCAUGACGGAACAACGUUGGGCGGCAAUUGGCCUCUUCACCUAUUCAUGCGUGACUGAUUUUGUGGACGGUUACAUUGCCAGGAAGUUCAACAUGGGCAGCGUGUUAGGAUCCAUCAUGGACCCUAUGGCCGAUAAGAUGUUGAUGAUGCUCUGCACGCUUUCGCUAGCCAGUGUGGACCAGAUUCCGGCAUACGUUGCCGCGUUGAUUCUCGGGCGCGACGCUAUCCUCGGUCUUGCCUUUGUGGUCAUCCGUUACGUGUCAUUACCGACCCCAAAGACUUUUGCGCGGUACUGGGACUUUAGUUUACCAACCGCCUCAGUACAUCCCACCAAGAUCUCCAAGUACAACACAUUCUUUCAGAUGGUGUACAUCGGGACGUGUGUAAUGAAGCCAGCUGUGUUGCACGUGUUGAGUUCCGAGUACGUCGCUGCGUUCGACACCGGGAUGGAUGGUUUUGGUGUGUUUGUGGCAUCAACCACGGUUUUGAGUGGCUUAUCCUACGUGUUUUCGAAGGACACAGUCAGGUUUAUCAAGUAGUCUGUAUUUAGUAUUUAUUAGAUUGCUCCUCGAGAUGUAGAUAAAGAUUUAGUCAUAGCCUUAGGGGAUUAUCUGUAUUGGCAACUUACGAGUCGAAAGAAGACUUGUUGAACCUAGCGCCUUGUUUAUUGAUCGCGGGUAUGAAAGUUCAAUAAUCAAUGUUGAUUAAAGGUCAUCUACGAUAAUGUAUGAGCGGGAGUCAUGGGGUCAAUAUGACGUAAU